UUACUGUUGAGUAUGGGGAUUGGGGUUGGCCUACCCAUUAAAAAAAAUGUAUAAUGAAUAAUCAUGAUGUUAGCAUGAAUGUAUGAUGUUUAUAAGCUUUUAUAAAAUUAUUGUGAAUGCGAAUGAUUCAAGAAUAUUAAAAAUAAUUAUUUUUCUGAGUUUUUUAAAAUUUAUUUUACAAUGAACUAAUGCAAUUUUUAAAGUAAAGUAUAACAUUUACUCAACAUCGGUGUGAUGUAGUUAUGACUCUAAAUCCUGUUGUAUGAAAAUGUCUGCCAACGAAAACGAAUCUGUGGAUAUACGACUUUAUGGGAAUCGACGAUCUAAUUUGAUUGAUUUGGAAGAAUUUAACCGUAUGGAAAGACCUAGUCGAGUUUUCAGUAGCCGUCAUCAUUUAUCAAUUCCUCCAGUGUUAACAGAUACAAAUAAUAUGGAACAAAAUGAGCAAUAUCGUAGAUCAAGAGAUCAUAGCAGCUAUUUCGAAAACUUAAGUAGUUCGACACGAAUUGGUGGGAGUACAGCAAAUGGAGAUGCUGCAAGAAACCGAUCACCUUUUGUAAGAUUUACUAUUACUGAUCCAGAAACUCAGCAAAUAACAGCAGCUGGGCAAAUUCCAUUGAAUAAUACACCACCCAAUACUCAAACAUCAAACUCUCUUACAUCUAAUACUGAGCUAGCUGAUGUAUCAAUUAAUGAGGAAAGUGAUGAUGAACCUUUAAACCUUAAUUAUUGGAUAAAUAAUGUUGAUCCAAGACCUAACUAUUAUAGUUCAAUGCCACAAUUUUCUAUACAUCAAUUGAGAAACCCUAGAUCGGGAAGAAGAUCAAGGAGAUUUACAGACCAUCCUUAUUUUAUAAGAAAUAACUUAGAUAAUAAUCCCCCUAAUAACAGAACAAUCCACAGGCGUGUUCGUUUUUCAUCUACAAACCGAGGUUACAAUGAUCAUCCUCCUGAUAGAUCACAAACUCCAGAACAAGAACUUCCUGAAGUACUAGAACAUAUAAUGGAGCCUGACAACCAAUAUGAUGAAGUCUAUCAUGGUCAAGAAAGUAUCUCAAGUGUUUCAUCUCAUAAUGAUGCAGAUUCUGGUGAUGAUAGAGGAUCUUCACAUUUUUCAGCUUCUGAAAACCAUAACACAAAUGCAGAUGAAGAAAACAGAGAUGGUACUUUAGAUGUAUCUAGUGAAACUCCGAGAACAAGAGUUGUUCCAUUUAUUAUGUCACCAACACCUUUUAGUCCACCACCCGAAUCUCCUCCAGAUACUCCAGAAAUACCAGCAACAAGUAUAAACGACCCUAUAUUGGAUAUGUCGUCUAGAACAUUAUUGAUAAUGAAUAAUGUUAAUAGUCGUAAUUCUCUUUACAAUCAUAAUGGCACUUUAGUACCACUUACCGAUUACUUAACUGACCCAUCUCAGUUCAGACGUGUUGUACAUUCUGGCACACUUAAUAAUGAUAAUGGUUCAGUUAAUAGUACAAUUGAUGUAGGUUUAAAUAAUACAGAAAAUGAGACUGUUGAUAAUUCAGUUAUAAUUGAUCAAAUAGUCAAUCAUAUUAAUGAGGAUAAUAGUGAAACAAUCUCGAGAAUUCCUCAUCCUACAUUAACAUGUGCAAUGCUAAGUAAUAACCAAUCUAGAGCAACGGAAGAAACAGCACCAGUACGUGUUGAAGAACAUCCAGAAACAUAUGUGGACCUUAACGAUCAGUUAACACGUUUAUUUGAGUGUCCUGUAUGUUUUGAACAUAUUGUCCCUCCCAUUUUUCAAUGUCUACUCGGACAUUUAAUUUGUAACAAAUGUGUACUUAUGUGUGAAAAUUGUCCAACAUGUAGAAAUCCUUUCAACUCAAAACGUAACCUAUACAUGGAAAAAGUUGGUUAUUUGGUAAAGUUUCCCUGUAGAAAUGCUUUAACCGGGUGUAAGCAGCAAAUGUUUGUUGGUCAAAAAGAAGUUCAUGAGCAAGAAUGUUGUUAUAGACAUUACCAAUGUUUUUUCACUAAUUGUGCUUGGAAAGGUUAUUAUCCUGAAUUGCAUAACCAUAUGAUAAAUAAUCACAAUAACUACAUUCUAACUGGAUCAGAACAGUCUCUUGAUAUUAUGUUGCCCAAUAAUAAUCAAACAUGCAAGUGGUUUUUAUUAUCACACUGUGAAUAUUUUGCUGUAAUUGCUCAUUCAUCUAUGCCACCUAGACGAGUAAAGAUCCAAGUAAAUUUUAUUGGACCAGCAGUUAAAGCAAAACAAUUUAAAUUUUCUAUACAAUUAACUCAGCAUAAAGAUCGUAAUGAUAUGGCACAAAAGUUAGUGUAUGAGAGGUCAACUCUUCCAUAUUCAGAAAUCUAUGAGAUGUCUAACAACAAUGGUUUGAAAAAAGAUAUAUUUUCUUUACCUGGUGAAGUGCUAGAGCCAUUUAUAAAAAAUAGACGCCGUCGUCUACCUAUUGUUUUAAAAGUUGGCCCUGUGUCUUCCUUAUGAAUCUGGCAUCUACUAAUGAAAAACAUGUUUUAAUUUAUGUGUGUUUAGAUGUAUAUAAUGUAUAUAUGUAUUAUGUGUAGCAGUAAUUUUAUUCUUGUAUAAUAUAAAGUAUUAUAUUUUUAAUAUAAUAAUGUUUCUGUAUAUUUACUAAAAUAAUAGAGUUUAGACGCCAAAAUUGCGUAGUACGUAAAAUAUAUUUUCAUUUUAAAUUUUAAAACUAAAUUGUUCAAUAAAAAAAAAAAAAAUUGUAAUGAUCCUAUCAUUAAAUAGUAGGAUUGUGUUUUUAAGUUAUAUUAUUUUAAAUGUCAUAAAUGAUCUAUAAAUCAUUUUUUUGUACAAUAAACAUAUUUUUUAUUAGUAUUGAAA
This is a messenger RNA of Acyrthosiphon pisum (pea aphid), 2836 nucleotides long. RefSeq names its product E3 ubiquitin-protein ligase siah-1. The coding region runs from base 263 to 2470 and encodes 735 amino acids. Gene Ontology annotation, biological process: proteasome-mediated ubiquitin-dependent protein catabolic process; multicellular organism development. The record is from RefSeq and is a predicted model, not a curated record. Lineage: Eukaryota; Metazoa; Arthropoda; Insecta; Hemiptera; Aphididae. Gene Ontology annotation, cellular component: cytoplasm. The transcript has 13 exons. Gene Ontology annotation, molecular function: zinc ion binding; ubiquitin conjugating enzyme binding; ubiquitin protein ligase activity.